AUGGCCGACAGAUACUCCUUCUCCCUUACCACCUUCUCGCCCAGGUAUGUCGGACUCCAUCGCUCAUUGCUGCGACGUAACUGACACCUCGCAGCGGAAAACUCGUCCAGAUUGGUAAUGCCGAUCAAGUCCAACACACGAUUUGCCCUGUGCUAACUAUGUUCAAGAAUAUGCGCUCAAUGCAGUCAACCAGGGUGUGACCUCUCUGGGCAUCAAAGCCGCCAAUGGCAUUGUCCUCGCCACUGAAAAGAAAUCCUCCACACCACUCAUCGAUGCCGCCUCCUCGUCGAAGGUCUCCCUUGUAACGCCAAACAUCGGAAUGGUCUACUCAGGUAUGGGUCCAGACUACCGCGUGCUAGUCGACAAGGCCCGGAAGGUCAGCCACACCAACUACAAGCGGAUAUACAACGAAUACCCCCCGACUCGGAUAUUAGUGCAGGAUGUCGCGCGCGUCAUGCAAGAGGCGACACAGAGUGGAGGUGUGCGGCCGUACGGUGUGAGCCUCCUCAUUGCCGGCUGGGACGAGGGCGUCGAGCCACAGCAGGAAGAGAAGGAGGCAGCUGAAGACAUGGCGGUGGACAGCGACGAGAAGAAGAAGACGAGCAAGACAGGUGGCAUCCUGAAGGGUGGACCAAGCUUGUAUCAAGUGGAUCCAAGUGGGAGCUACUUCCCAUGGAAGGCGACGGCUAUCGGAAAGAGUGCGACGAGUGCAAAGACUUUCUUGGAGAAGCGGUACACUGAGGGUCUGGAACUGGAGGAUGCGGUACACAUUGCGCUCUUGACGCUGAAGGAGACAAUUGAGGGCGAGAUGAAUGGAGAGACUGUGGAGAUCGGAAUCAUCGGCCCACCCGCCAACCAUUUGCUGGGAUAUGAAGGUGUAGAGGGUAAGUCAAUGGCAUCUCGAAAAGCAUGCAAUGCGAUGUUCAGUGCUAAUCAUAUACGGCAGGUGCGGUCGGACCGCGAUUCAGAACACUGAGCCCGCAAGAGAUUGAGGAUUAUCUCACGAACUUGUAG
This is a messenger RNA of Lecanosticta acicola, 1014 nucleotides long. The record is from the annotation of a GenBank genome assembly. NCBI's taxonomy places the organism in Eukaryota, Fungi, Ascomycota, Dothideomycetes, Mycosphaerellales, Mycosphaerellaceae.